AUGUUCGAGCCAGGAGGAUCAGAAUGUCGGAAGAAAACCAAGCCCUUCAAAGACAGCUUAUGCAAAAACGCGAGCGAGAGCUUGGAUAUAUACUGUUUGGAUGCUGACAGUACCCUAUUUGAUGCUGCCUUGCUUGCUGCAGCUGCUGCCUUCUCCCAUUGCGAGAAUUUGGAUGACAAGAGCUGCAAGAGUUCGAUCUUCAGUUUGAGAGUUAGCAGUAAACGCCCAGGGGGUGAUGUUGAGAAGUGGAUUGAUGUGAUUCGGAUCGGGUUAGAGGGUAUAACGGUUAAUGAUGCGAAUAAAUCGUUUAAUGGAGUCUGUUCUAGGCUCGAGGAUAUGCUGGAUAGUUUGUCGACAUUGCUUUCGGAAAAUUCUGUGUUGAAUAAAGACGAGUUGCUUCAGUUGGCAUUUGCUGCUAUUCAGUUAGUUAAUUCGGUAUUUUGUUCCAUGAACCAAAAUCAAAAGGAACAGAGCAGGCACAUAAUGUCGAGGUCUUCAUCUUUUUCUAUUGCGAUUUUAAAUGUUUUUGUUCUUUAUUGUUGUAUGAGUUUGUUAUCUAAACGGGUUCGGGUCAGUUUCAGGUUGAACCCCCCAACCCGUUUAGCUAAACGGGUCAGGUUCGGGUCAACCUGGUCGGGUUGGCGGUUGACCCGUUUAACUCAUUUCUGUAAUAUUAUAUUUUUACAAUAUGUUUUAUGUUAUAAAUUAAAUUUGAUGUGUAUUUUAUGCUAUUCUUAUAACUUAAAAAUAGAAAUUGACAUAAGCUUUUAUGAUUUUAAUUUGCUUAAACCUGUUGUAGACAAGAAACUACUAAGGGGAAGGGCGACUACAUGGGCAUACUUGGCAUACAUGUUUGUUCUUAAACACAUUCCGCAAACAAAGUUUCCUGUGCUAUGCACGCCUUAA
Molecule: messenger RNA, 906 nt
Organism: Helianthus annuus (common sunflower)
Lineage: Eukaryota; Viridiplantae; Streptophyta; Magnoliopsida; Asterales; Asteraceae
Exons: 8
Coding region: 1-906 (301 amino acids)
Source: RefSeq, a predicted model, not a curated record